UCCCGUGAGGCAGCGCGGGCCGGGCCGAAGCCCCGCCCUCUCCGCCGGCUGCCGGGACGAGGCUGCGCGUGCCCUCGCCAUGGCGGGCGUAGCCGUGCUGCGGGUGGCGGGCCGGCGGCUGGGCCUCGGCGCCCCGGCGCGCAGGGCGUUUUGGGGCGGCGUGAGGAAGCAGGAACAAGAAGUGGAAGCAGACAAAAUAAUUCAUCAAGAGAAAAGUGAACCCAGCCUGAUCUGUCCCCCACCACGCAGCAGAAAUUAUAUUCCUCCAGGGGAUAUAGAGAGUUGCCUGGAGUCUUAUGUCAAGGAGAUUUUUGGACCCUCACUUCCUGAUAAUUGGCAGCAGACACCUCUCAAAGAAAACAGGUUAAAGUAUCACCUUCUGGCUCAGCUGGCAGCAGAACUCGGUCAUGCUGUCCCCAAUUCACAGCUCCACCUCAUGCGCAGUGCUGAAGAUGUCUUGAAUUUUUAUAGCACUCCUGUGAAGGAUGUGUCCAAGUUUGAUGAACUGUGCGCUGCAGAGCUGCCCCCAAACCUGAAGAUUAUCUGGCAGCAGUGAGUUGCACCAUACAGCAUCAAUUUGCGUUGUUUGUAUUCCCAACGCAAGACUGCAGAGCAGAAGCAGAGCCCUUUCGUUGUAGUAGCAGCUGAAUAUAUGAAUAUCCCUAAUAAAAAUGCGUGUAUUUGUCCUCGA
Molecule: messenger RNA, 691 nt
Organism: Falco peregrinus (peregrine falcon)
Lineage: Eukaryota; Metazoa; Chordata; Aves; Falconiformes; Falconidae
Gene: MRPL50
Product: mitochondrial ribosomal protein L50
Exons: 2
Coding region: 80-556 (158 amino acids)
Cellular component (GO): mitochondrion; mitochondrial large ribosomal subunit
Source: RefSeq, a predicted model, not a curated record